ACUGACGUAGCCGCCCCAGUCAAGUCGGGCGUCCAUAAAGGUUCUCUGUACAUUAACCCUGUUCUUUUGAUGAAAAACAGUAAAGAUGCCUGAAUCGUGUAUUGCUUGGAACUGUAAGAUCCGCCGAAAUGCAGAAACAAAAGCCCAAGGGAUCACCUUCCACAGGUUCCCAAAAGCCGAGAAAGCAAGGAAGCAGUGGGAAGAAGCAUUCCUGGAGAAGGGGUUUAAAGCUUGCUCGUCUGCCAUGCUCUGUAACAAACACUUCAGAGAAGAGGACAUGGACAGGACGGGUCAGACCGUCAGAAUCCGAGAAGGAGCCAUUCCAACAAUAUUUGAUUUCCCGCCUCACCUCCAAAAGCUGGCACAGAGGAAAGCAAGGAAGCGAGUCCUGGAUUUAAAGAGGCACGUGGCGAGCACACCAUUAGACUUGUCUCGGCCUGACGCCAACAAACAGAGUAAUAAUGAAGCUCUGAGCAACACGCUACGAGCUAGCGAGAAGCACAGUAAGCCUGACAACAAACAGAAAAAUGAAGCUCUGUGCAACGCGUUACGAGCUAGCGAGAAGGACCACUGCUAUGGCCUGUCCACAUCGCCUGUUGACCUGAAAGCCAGGCUCCAUGGGGCCUUGUCUCGCGUGGCCAGCCUGGAGCGAGACCUGCGGAACGUCACGACCCGAGAGAAGCGAGCCAAGCACAUGGUGCAGCGCCUCCUGGAGGACUUGAAGAGGAAGAACGACGUCAACAGGGAACUGAAGGAACAGCUUGAUCAGUAUGCAGAGUUGCCUUUGCACCUUCUGCCAAGAUUUGGACAUGAGUACACCAAGGAGCAGAAGGAGUUUUCCAUCAAGGUCUUCGUCCACAGUGCGAAAGCUUAUGCGUUUGUGAGGAAGCACCUUAACCUCCCGCACCCGCGUACGUUGCAAAGGUGGCCGGAAUAUGCCCUGAUGAGGGGUGAGCUCGUCUCCAUGCCGUCAUCUCCAACACCAACUCCAACACCAACACCAAGCGCGCUCUUGGAAAAGAAGAAGAGUAUGACCAGCACGAAACCGAAGAAGAAGAAGACGGAUGGAAAUGAUGCCGACCAGAUACACAGCCAUGCCACAGAAAUGGAGCCCGGGAGACAGGAGACGAGACACAACGGACACAAUGGAGAGACAAUGGACAUGGGGCUGCAAGACAUCCGCUCAAGUGCCGACGCAGAGGCGGCGUCUCGUCUCGAGACGAUAAUGAUCUCGGACUUGUAUGAACGGUGAUGAAAGAGGAGGUUUUACUCAAGGGAUGCAGUAUGAUGAUGAUGAUGAUGAUGAUGAUGAUGAUGUCAUUGUGUGUAGCCAUAAAAGUGUCUGGACACGACACCAGACUAUCGGGUCAAACGGGUGCCGUGGGCAUAUGGUUAAGAAGCUGUGACGGAGAACGGAAGCGAGGAUAUUGUUGCGCUCUAGAUGUUUAGAGUAAUAACCAGGUGCAUGGACCCUGAAAGAACAGUCAAAAACAAUUCCUUCGUGUCUUAUUCAGCUCUAGAUGGUUUGAGAAAUAAGCAGGUGCAUGAACCCUAAAAGAACAGUCAAGCACAAGGAGGUUUUUUGUAUUAUUAUUAUUUUCUGAAAUUAGAGGAGAGCAGAGGUUUGAGGGUUCUUCCACAGAGAGCAUUGAUGAUGGCAGAACCCUGAAAAGUCUGCUCUUCUCUCCUCUCAGAAGAAAAAAAACAAUUCCUUCGUGUCUUAUUCAGUGCACUUCAGACCUGCUCUCACCAUUGCACUAAGGAGCUGUGUAGUGUAGUGGUGGACAUGUGGUCUUGAUGAAGAUGAAUUUGAAAGCCCUGCUGCCAUGAACUCUCCCUGCUUGGGCUGUACAAGGCAAGAGAUGGACUCCAUGAUACAACAAAGUGAACAAGUGUGUUGAUUUUGAUUCACAGCCCAUGGUUUAGUUUAGUUUAACAGGACUGGUUGAAGGAGAGGAUUGUGCACAUCCCAGGAAAAGGUGCAGGACGAAGGCCAACUGAAGUUUUCAAAGUGAGGAGUCCACACACUUAAAAUUCUUUUUGUCUUUUAUUAUUUCAUGGCUGGAUUACGUUUCGACUUAAGAUAAUGCAGCCAUGAAAUUAUAAAAGACAAAAAGUGUGCGGACUCCUCUCUUUGAAAACCUUA
Molecule: messenger RNA, 2146 nt
Organism: Engraulis encrasicolus (European anchovy)
Lineage: Eukaryota; Metazoa; Chordata; Actinopteri; Clupeiformes; Engraulidae
Product: THAP domain-containing protein 6-like
Exons: 7
Coding region: 86-1252 (388 amino acids)
Source: RefSeq, a predicted model, not a curated record